UUUUUCUGGGCACAACUCCACCCACUUCAGAAACACUAUCCCCUUUGGAUAGGAAGCGAGAGAAAACACACUCCAAUGGUUCACACAAAUCGUGUGUUUUUUAAAGUUUGUCAGUAUCUAAGUUCAAUUGGUUGUCGAGUCCGUCUGCUCAGCAAGAGAAACAUGCUUUUGGCCCCAAGGCUGAGUUGCCCUACAGUCCCACUUUCCAAUGGGCUGCAGAUUCCAAUAUUGGGAUUAGGCACCUCGCAUGAUGGCGGAUACUCCCACGAUGCCAUUGUGUACGCUCUCACAGAGUGUGGCGUGCGCCACGUUGACACAGCAAAGUACUACGGCUGUGAGGAGCAACUGGGUCACGCCAUCGGAGAAAGCGGGAUACCACGAAGGGAUCUGUGGAUCACAGAUAAGCUGUGGCGUGGGGACUAUGGAUACAAAGAUGCAAAGAAAGCCUGCCUGGACUCCUGCUCGCGGAUGGGGGUUGAAUACUUUGGUAUUAGUUAUCUGUACCUGAUGCACUGGCCUGAAGCAACGCAACCUGGCCUCUCCAACAGGGAGAUGAGAGCUGACACCUGGAGAGCUCUGGAGGAACUGCAUAAAGAAGGGACGUGCUCUGCUAUCGGAGUGAGCAACUUUCUGGUCCACCACCUUGAAGAGUUAAAGGAAGACUGUAGUGUCGUGCCACAUGUUAACCAGGUGGAGUACCAUCCUUUCCAGCAACCCAAUCACCUGAUGGAGUACUGUCGUCAGGAGGGCAUUGUGUUUGAAGGGUACAGUCCUCUGGGCAAAGGUCAAGUCCUCAACAACCCCACUGUUCUUCACAUCGCACACAAAUACGGACGCACGGCAGCUCAGAUCUGCAUCCGCUGGAGUAUCCAGAAUGGAGUGGUCACGAUACCAAAAUCGGUCAAAAAGAAGAGGAUUCAGGAAAACUGUCAAGUGUUUGGCUUCCGGCUGGAGGAGUCCGACAUGGCCGCUUUAGGAAGCUUGGAUGAUGGACGACAUGUGUCUUGGGAUCCUACAAAUGUGGAGUAAAAAAGUCAGAUUGUGUAAGUCUUGGAACGAGGUCAGUGACGGUUGACCUGAAGACGUGUUAAGAUAGGAAUGUUUUAUGAAGUGCUUUUGUUGCCUAAAGUAGACUCUGGAAUGAUGCCUGGUUAAUUCAUCUCAGCUACAUCUUCUGGAAAGGAUAAACAGAUGUGCAUGUUUACAAACUGUUUUUAAGUGUUGCAUUUUCUGUAAACAUUUUCAGUAAAAAUUAAAUGAUAGUUAAAAACAUGA
This is a messenger RNA of Pseudoliparis swirei, 1275 nucleotides long. RefSeq lists its product as uncharacterized. The record is from RefSeq and is a predicted model, not a curated record. NCBI's taxonomy places the organism in Eukaryota, Metazoa, Chordata, Actinopteri, Perciformes, Liparidae. The transcript is spliced from 7 exons. Gene Ontology annotation, molecular function: oxidoreductase activity. The coding region runs from base 76 to 1029 and encodes 317 amino acids.